Molecule: messenger RNA, 1844 nt
Organism: Haliotis rufescens (red abalone)
Lineage: Eukaryota; Metazoa; Mollusca; Gastropoda; Lepetellida; Haliotidae
Exons: 7
Coding region: 107-1273 (388 amino acids)
Source: RefSeq, a predicted model, not a curated record
CGCUUUAAGUCAAAAUGGUCCCGGACUAUAUAUGCCGAGUCAUUUAGUCGGUGUAACAGUAGAAUACGGUUUAGUUGUAUCACAACGGUAACAAACAUACAUCAUCAUGAAGACCACGAUAGGAUUUCUUGGAUUUGCACUUGUCGCCAUCUCCCUGGUGUAUGUCACACUCGCCCAGCAACAACCGCCCCAGGGCGGCCAGUGCAUGCAGAGCUUUGACCAGCAACUCAGUCCACGGUGCUUUGACCCCAGGGGACUGGACUUCCAGGGAGUGUUGUUCCUCAUCACCCAGAACGUGUCCGGGAGCCUACCCCCAGGGGAAACUGUCCCCUCCUAUAGGCAGAGAGUGUGCAGACCCGCCGAGUUGGAUUUUAUAAUUCCCUGCGUAUUGCAACUGAAGGCACAGUUCACGAAUGCCACAUGUACAGCGGAUGAGGUCACCAUGAUCGACACCAGCGGGAGAUCACUCCUGAUGAUCCUGGAACAACUGUGCAUGGAGCCUUGUGAACGGAACGCCAUGCAGAGUUUGUCCCAGUGUUUCGUGUCAGCGCAGAUCAACCCCGACAGAUCCUUGAACACGUCCAUGACAGGAGACAAGUUCUCCUUCAUUGGCAACACCAGCGCCGACACAGAGCGUUUUUGCAGUGUGCGCGAGCAGUUAUUUACGUGUCUGAGGCAAGUGGGGCAGAGCUGCCCUACAACUCUACCCAGGCUGUAUGAAAUGGGGAUUGACAUCGUUGCCAUGCAGAGGACCGCCGAUCUCCUGUGCCGAGAGAGAGAAACCUAUCUGGGGGCCUUCCAGUGUUUCUUCACCCGAAACCAAGGUAUUGCGACAUGCGCACAGCAGACCUUCACUCAGCUCAGAGAGGUUGUGAUUGGUCGAAUGGAAACAGGAUCUGUGACUCCAUCGCAAUUUGUCGUCAGACUCUGCGGAGUGCGACUGAACCAGGUGAACUGUGAGCUCCAAGCCUUUAGAGGAACAUGUGAUGCUUCCCAGACACAUCUGAGGAACCAGGCCGAGUGCACCAUUCUCCCCCAGCCUUGCCUCCAGGAGCCAUCAUUCCAGGCAGGACUCCGACAAAUGUGCCAGGCUGCCACUACACCACCCACAAUGCAGACCACGCCCAGACCAGCUGUCACUACCCCCGAGAAACCCCAUAUUGUCACUAAGGAAAUUCCAGGCAGCAGUGAAAAAGGCGGAAGUGCCGCCAUUACGGUCUCGGGCAUUCUCGUUUUGGCAGCCAUGUCGUUUUCUGCGAGUCUAUUUCGUUGAACACACGAAUUUUCAAACAGGGUUUUAAUUUAUGCGUCUCAAAAUGUAUUACGUAUCGAAUAAUACUGAAAUGAUAGUGAAGGAAAAAACCAACAUCAUGAAAAUAUGCUACGGACAGUGAAAAUGAUGAUUGUGUUUGUAUAUGGGGGUCGAUUCAGUUUUCAUUUAACUAUGAUGUGAAUGUAAAGUUGUUUAUGCAAAACGUUCAUCUGUAUUUGUCCUGUGCUAUCGUUAUAUCAAAGAAAUACAUUAUUUCCUAAUUGAAAUUAUAACUAUUAAGUAACGUUAUCAUCAGAAAAGUGUAUGAAGUUCCUUGCAGGCUGUGAUCAGGGCAACGGCAUGAAGACACCUGUCUGACUGAUAGUCAUGUUCAUAGCUUUAUCAUUAAAAAAAUAUUAAAAAACGACUCGAGUUUAAUUUAAUACUUUUUAAUAAGAAAGCAUUGAUGGUUAAUUAUUUGAGUGUCUACAACCAUUUUAGCUGAACUAGCUGAAAAAUUAAAGUUAAAUUAAUUUGUUUGUGUAUUGUAUAUAGUAAAGAAGUUUGAAUAAAGUGUAUAUAUUCUCUUAAA